This is a messenger RNA of Protomyces lactucae-debilis, 2394 nucleotides long. RefSeq names its product muts domain V-domain-containing protein. Gene Ontology annotation, molecular function: mismatched DNA binding; ATP-dependent DNA damage sensor activity; ATP binding. The transcript has a single exon. The record is from RefSeq and is a predicted model, not a curated record. Gene Ontology annotation, biological process: mismatch repair. NCBI's taxonomy places the organism in Eukaryota, Fungi, Ascomycota, Taphrinomycetes, Taphrinales, Protomycetaceae. The annotation marks the transcript as partial. Gene Ontology annotation, cellular component: nucleus.
CAACAAGCUCUUGACAAUAUCCAUGCUUAUCCUCAUUGUGUCUUGCUGACACGCGUUGGGGGCUUCUACGAGCUAUACUUUGAUCAUGCAGAGAGCUAUCAUCAAGAGCUGGGCCUGAAACGGUCUUUCAAGGACACGAAGCUGGGUCCAGUUGCCAUGGCAGGCUUUCCCUUCUUUCAGCUUGAUCGGUUUGUCAAGUUGCUCGUGCAAGACAUGGGCAAAUUUGUGGCCAUCAGCGAGGAAGUGGAGAAAGAUCCACUCGAUGUCACUUCCAAGAACGCCUUUGACAGGAAAGUUUUGCGUGUCAUCACGCCAGGUACUUUGCUAGACGAGAAGUUUUUGGAGCAAGAGACCAACAAUUAUCUGCUCUCUGUGCAUAUUCAGGAGCAAGAUAAUCUGGCUGGCCUUGCUUGGAUGGAUCUAAGCACCGGAGAUUUCUUGACGCAAGAGGUGAGUUUGUCAGGCCUUGCUUCUUCCAUUCAGCGUCUGCAACCCAAGGAGAUCAUUGGUACAGGUCUUGCUGGCUUUGCCUUCACCCCUGUUGAAAAGGCUGAGCAAAUAUCAGAUCAGUGGAAGAAGCUGGUCAAGGACGAUUUUUCCUUGCCAGAAGCGCUUGCUGGCUCGACAUUGCUGGCAUACAUUGCAGAAAAUCUCAAGACGAGUGUCGUGACGCCACCGGUACGUGUUUCCAUGGCAGGAACAAUGCGUCUCGACUACAAUGCCAUCCACUCACUGGAGCUGCGCAGAUCUAUGAUGGAGCAAGGAUCAGGCUACAGAGGCUCUUUGUUGCACGCACUCAGAGGAACAUUGACAAAAUCUGGUAGUCGUCUACUGGCUACUUGGAUCGUGAAUCCAAUCACCAGUGUCGACACGCUCAACCAGCGGCUUGAUCUUGUGACUUUGCUGUUAGAAGAUGAAGAGCUUCGCUCGCAGGUCCAACGCUUCUUGAAGAAUUCCGGCGACGCAGUCCGAGUGCUACAACGCUUUGGUUUCGGUCGUGGAGAAGUGGAAGACUUGCUGACCAUUAGCGCCAGCACGACGGCCACUGAAUCUCUCUUGGCCCUGCUCAGUCGCCAUGCGCGUGCUGAGCCCUUGCGUUCUCGCAUGACAGUCUUGGACAAACUGCGCAAAAAGAUCACAGCCAGUGUGGAUGAAGAAGGUCUCUCCAAACGAAAUCGAGAGGACGCAGAAACAGCUGCAAGAGUCAUGCAAGAAGUCAUGCAGGCAACAACACCCACGCCUGAACGCCGUCGCAAGGCUAUCGAGCGAGAUGUUUCCUAUACGAUGCGCAGUACAGCUUCAACAGCACUGAAGCAUCUUCAUCAAACUCUGGCAGAUCUCAGCCUCGAAAAGGAAGCGCUCCAGAUGCACCUGAGACAAGAGCUGGGAGACUCGUCACUCACUCUCAAAACACUACCCGGUCUCUCUCAUAUUGCCCAUGUCCGUUCCUCCUCAAAGGCUUUGUUGAAUCCGGAUGUAGCUCGUGCGGUAGGAAGCACAAGGAGUACACGCUCAUACCACAUUGCAGCUUGGUCUCUCCUCGGUACGCGUAUCGAAGCCACGAGGCUGCAAAUCCAACGGGAAGAAACGCAGACUUUCCAUGCCUUGCGCAAGCUGGUGCUGCAGAACAUGGCUGCGUUGCGAGAGAAUGCCCAAGUCUUGGAUGAGCUAGAUGUCGCUUGCAACUUUGCUCAACUCGCAUCUCAGCACAAUUGGGUCCGGCCGAUACUCGAAGAAACCAGCACGACUGAAAUCAUCGGCGGACGUCACCCCGUGGUGGAAUUUUCACUGCUGGCCAAGGGUCAACAAUUCCAACCGAACGACUGCCAUUUUGGCGAGGAAAACAUGUAUCUGAUCACUGGUUGUAAUAUGGGGGGCAAAUCUACCUUUUUGCGAACAGCGGCAGUCAUCCAAAUCCUAGCUCAGAUUGGCUCGUAUGUACCUGCACGUCAUGCUCGGCUUGGCAUUGUCGACCAAAUCUUUUCAAGACUUGGUAGCGCGGAUUCGCUGUAUCAGGAUGAAAGCACCUUUUUGGUAGAGAUGAAGGAAACGUCUGCGAUUUUGAGUGGUGCUUCAGGCAAGUCACUUGUGCUCAUGGACGAAGUGGGAAGAGGCACGACAUUUGUGGAUGGCAUCAGCAUUGCAUACGCCACACUAGAGAAGCUACAAGAAGUUGGGUGCCGAACACUCUUUGCAACGCAUUUUCAUGAUCUUGCCAAGCUCAUGAAGGACUUCCCCCGAGCCGGCAUGCUUUACACGGAUUUGAUUGAGGAAGAAGACGGAUCUUUUACCUUUGAGCAUCAAAUGAAGCGCGGCGUUUGUACAGAUUCGCAUGGAUUGAAAGUGGCGCGCAUAGCAGGCAUUGAACAGAGCGUUUUAGACACAGCGCAGCGU